Amoebophrya sp. A25 is the source of this 699-nucleotide messenger RNA. The record is from the annotation of a GenBank genome assembly. Lineage: Eukaryota; Dinophyceae; Syndiniales; Amoebophryaceae.
GCGGUUCGGCGGGAAAAUCGCAGCCUUCGGCUGAUGUAUUUGUAUCUGGAGAAUUGUGGAAAUCCGCGAGCUUGGGCCGGUGUAUCCCGCUCCAGCAUAGACUUCGCCUACAACAGGCUGUCACACACGGAGCUCGUGUUCCCGUCCUCAAAUUGCUACAGGAAACUACCGUGGUCUUCGACGACAUUAACGGUGUAGUUCCAUUGGGCCGUCCGAUUUCGAUUGAUGUCACAUUCGAGAACAGACUCGGAGUGGAAAAUACGGAGCUGCUUAGCCAAUACGCCACGUGCCCCUUGUGCGUGGAACUGGUUCAGCGUGUCAAAAAGUGGGUGAAAGAGAAUGGAUUUCUUCGUAAUGCGACGAAUGGGAUGCACUCUAGCUACACCUACACGUUGAUGGUCAUUGCGUUUUUGCAGCAGCUCCAGGUUCUACCCUGCUUGCAAACGGGUCCUGGAGCUAUAGCAUGGGACUGGGAGUAUGCCCAUAAGUGGCGAAGCAGUGCAAUAAUUCGUCUCUCGAAGAUCUGGCGGUCACGCGCCGGUCAGAGCAAGCUCUUCGAGGCAGGGAGCCGAUGCGAAUCUGGUGGCCAAACGAACUGUGAUGAGCAAAGACGAGGCAAGAUUUUUUACGAUUGGCUUGAGACCGAAUUUUUCCAGUAUCUUCACGAACGCAUUUCCUCAUGGCUGUCGGUGUUGCCUA